Messenger RNA from Perca fluviatilis (European perch), 9235 nucleotides. RefSeq names its product unc-13 homolog A (C. elegans) (gene unc13a). The transcript has 45 exons. Bases 326 to 5818 code for a protein of 1830 amino acids. Gene Ontology annotation, biological process: synaptic vesicle maturation; synaptic vesicle priming; dense core granule priming. Gene Ontology annotation, molecular function: diacylglycerol binding; phospholipid binding; calmodulin binding. Gene Ontology annotation, cellular component: presynaptic active zone cytoplasmic component; presynaptic membrane; neuromuscular junction. NCBI's taxonomy places the organism in Eukaryota, Metazoa, Chordata, Actinopteri, Perciformes, Percidae. The record is from RefSeq and is a predicted model, not a curated record.
GCGGUGCUGAAGCUGAACAAGAUGGCUGUGUGUUGGGGAGUGGAGAGCUGAGAGAGAGAAGUGGCGGAAAGAGUCUCAAAUUUAGACAGACACGCCAUUAAAAUAACAUAGGAUAGGAUAGGACGCUGGCGUUUACUCUCGAAGUUUGAAGAUUUUUAUUUUUGUCAGGCUAACGAGCCCCUGCCAGGACCCGCCUCUACCAGCGACGGCAGGCUCCUUCAUCUCCAGCCCAACGAUUCAUUCCCAGGCUGUAUAUUGCACAAAUUAGCUCAAUUACGGACGCUGGUGAAGAAGCUAGACCCUGUACUAAAGGCGCAUAUAAGAAAUGUCAUUGCUGUGUGUUGGAGUGAAGAAAGCCAAGCUCGAUGGACCCCAAGAGAAAUUUAACACAUACGUGACCCUGAAGGUGCAGAAUGUUAAGAGCACAACCAUCGCUGUGCGCGGCAGUCAGCCAUGCUGGGAGCAGGACUUCAUGUUUGAAAUAAACCGCCUGGAUCUAGGCCUAACAGUGGAGGUGUGGAAUAAAGGGCUGAUCUGGGACACCAUGGUGGGCACCUUAUGGAUCCCCCUGAGCAACAUACGGCAGUCCAAUGAGGAGGGUCCAGGCCAGUGGCUGACCCUGGACUCCAAUGCGAUCAUGGCCGAGAAUGAGAUUUGUGGAACCAAAGACCCAACCUUUCACAGGCUGCUGCUUGACACCCGCUUUGAACUGCCACUAGACAUUCCUGAGGAAGAGGCCAGAUACUGGGCCAAGAAACUUGAACAACUAAAUGCCAUGAGAGAUCAAGACUAUGCCUAUCAAGAAGAACAGGAGCGACCACUGCAUGCACCAACCACACAGUGCUGUAAUUGGAGUCUGUGGGGGGAUCAGCAAAACGAGGACCCAGACAGCGCCGUGGACGACAGGGACAGCGACUACCGCAGUGAGACCAGUAACAGCAUCCCGCCUCCCUACUACACCACCUCCCAGCCCAACGCUUCCAUGCACCAGUAUCCCAUGAGGAAUGAGAACUACAGACACUCUUACAACGACGACAUCCAUGAGCUGGACUACGACCACAGAGUCAUGAGACGCUAUGAUAGUUUAGACUCGGCCACCAACGGGCGCAGCGAUAUCGACUCAGGCUCAGGGUCGAGCCGCCGCACCAGUCGUCAGUAUUCUCUAGACAGUAGGCAUUCACUGUCCGAUAGUCCCACAGACAGUCGUUACGCCUCGUCAGGCGAGUUGAGUCGAGGCAGCUCUCAGCUCAGUGAGGAGUUUGUUGCUGAGGACGGUGAGAGCUUGCGAGGUUCGGAGUUCUACGAUGAAAACGACUCCUACCACUCCUGCCACUCCUCCGUCAGCUACGGCAAAGAGGACUCCCCAGGCUGGGAUGGCGAGGACCCCCAAGGCGUCUACAGCGACGAGGGAGGCUACCUCAAAGACGGAGGGGAAGAGGGGGCGCUGUAUGCCGGAGAGGAGGUUGACGUGUACGGGGAGGAAGGGGAGUACAUCUACGAAGAUGAGGAGGAGAUGCCUUUCGAGGAAGAUGAAGAUACGUAUCCACUUGACGGCACACUCGGUGAAGACCAGGAGCCGCCCUACACCCCCACACCCACAAGCACUGCCCCGCCCCUGAUGCCCCCCUCUGAUGGUCUGUCCUCCACCAGACCACCGCUGGAGAAGCAGGCGUCGUUGCAUCAGCAGCGGCCAGCUCCUGAUCAGCUCCCGUCCGACAGCACAGCUCCUAGUCUACCUCCAGUCACGCACAAUGACACGUUGCCCCCUUUCAGUGCAGAAUCCACCAAGCCUCCGUUCGCACCCACCCAGCCAGCCCUGUCAACCACCACCACAUCCACCCCCACGACCACAUCGCAGGUUCCAGCUCCAGAUACCGGGCCCCUGGAGCCUGAACCCAAGUUUGAGGUGCCGUUGGAGGAACCUCAAACUCCCGAGCAGCCUCCAGUGGCAAAGAGUGUCCCUCCAGCGCCUGAAGAGAGAACAGAAGAGCCACCUGUUCCAAGUUUCCCAAAGAGGGAAAUCAUGGAACCUGGUCCUGCCAGAGCCAAAGCCAACUGGCUUCGACUUUUCAGCAGAGUACGACUACAGCUGCAAGAGGCCCGUGGAGAAAGUGUUGGCAUCGCCUCUCUGCUUUUAUCAGCAGGCAUGGGUGGCGCUCUGUAUAGCAUUGACAGCAUGCCAGACCUCAGGAAGAGGAAAGCUAUGCCUCUCGUCCGAGAUCUGGCUAUGUCCUUGGUUCAGAACUCCAGGAAGGCGGGCAUCACCUCGGCCCUGACGUCGAGCACCCUGCAUAACGAAGAACUGAAGAGUCAUGUCUACAAGAAGACCCUCCAGGCCCUCAUAUAUCCCAUCUCCUGCACAACCCCACACAAUUUUGAGGUGUGGACAGCCACCACGCCUACUUACUGCUACGAGUGUGAGGGGCUGCUGUGGGGUAUCGCUCGCCAGGGCAUGCGCUGCACCGAGUGUGGAGUCAAAUGCCACGAGAAGUGCCAAGAUCUACUCAAUGCUGAUUGUCUGCAAAGAGCGGCAGAGAAGAGCUCCAAACACGGCGCGGAGGACCGAACCCAGAACAUCAUCAUGGUUCUUAAAGACCGCAUGAAGAUCCGCGAGAGGAACAAACCUGAGAUCUUCGAACUCAUUCAGGAGGUGUUCACAGCCCCCAAGUCCACCCACGUCACCCACAUGAAGCAGAUCAAACAGAGUGUGCUCGAUGGCACCUCUAAAUGGUCGGCCAAGAUCAGCAUCACAGUGUUGUGUGCCCAGGGUCUACAAGCCAAGGAUAAAACGGGCUCCAGUGAUCCUUACGUCACUGUCCAGGUGGGAAAGACCAAAAAGAGGACCAAGACCAUCUACGGCAACCUCAACCCUGUCUGGGAGGAGACAUUUAAUUUUGAAUGUCACAACUCCUCAGACCGCAUUAAGGUGCGGGUGUGGGAUGAGGAUGACGACAUUAAGUCUCGCGUAAAGCAGAAGUUCAAGCGGGAGUCGGACGACUUUCUCGGUCAAACCAUCAUCGAGGUCCGGACUCUGAGCGGAGAGAUGGACGUCUGGUACAAUCUGGACAAGCGUACAGACAAAUCCGCUGUGUCUGGAGCUAUCCGCAUGCACAUUAAUGUAGAGAUCAAAGGAGAGGAGACGGUCGCCCCCUAUCACGUUCAGUACACCUGUUUGCAUGAAAACCUCUUCCACUAUGUGACAGAUAUCCAGAACAACGGUGUGGUGAAGAUCCCCGAUGCCAAAGGGGAUGAUGCAUGGAAGGUCUACUUUGAGGAGACUCCCCAGGAGAUUGUUGAUGAGUUUGCCAUGCGUUAUGGAGUGGAGUCCAUAUACCAGGCCAUGACUCACUUUGCCUGCCUGUCAUCUAAGUACAUGUGCCCAGGUGUGCCUGCAGUGAUGAGUACCCUGCUGGCUAACAUCAAUGCCUACUACGCUCACACCACCCAGGCAACGAACAAUGUCUCUGCCUCUGACCGCUUUGCUGCUUCUAACUUUGGGAAAGAGCGAUUUGUCAAGCUUCUAGACCAGCUCCACAACUCUCUGAGGAUUGACCUGUCUAUGUACCGCAACAACUUCCCUGCCAGCAGUCCUGAGAGGCUGCAGGACCUCAAGUCCACAGUGGACCUCCUCACCAGUAUCACCUUCUUCAGAAUGAAGGUCCAAGAGCUUCAGUCUCCACCCAGAGCCAGUCAGGUAGUGAAGGAUUGUGUCAAAGCCUGUCUCAACUCCACCUACGAGUACAUCUUCAAUAACUGUCAUGAACUGUACAGCCGCGAGUAUCAGACAGACCCGGCCAAACAGGGGGCUGUGCCUCCAGAGGAGCAGGGACCCAGCAUCAAGAAUCUGGAUUUCUGGUCAAAACUCAUUACACUUAUCGUCUCCAUUAUCGAGGAGGACAAGAACUCCUACACCCCCUGCCUAAACCAAUUUCCCCAGGAGCUCAACGUGGGUAAAAUUAGUGCGGAAGUGAUGUGGAACCUGUUUGCUCAGGAUAUGAAAUAUGCAAUGGAGGAACAUGAAAAAAAUCGCUUGUGCAAGAGUGCAGAUUACAUGAACCUGCACUUCAAAGUCAAGUGGCUGUACAACGAAUACUGCAAAGACCUGCCCUUCUUCAAGAGCAGAGUGCCUGAAUAUCCUGCGUGGUUUGAGCCAUUUGUUAUUCAGUGGCUGGACGAAAAUGAGGAAGUGUCUCGGGACUUUUUGCACGGUGCUUUGGAGAGAGACAAAAAAGAUGGGUUCCAGGUCACAUCAGAACAUGCUCUGUUCUCGUGUUCGGUGGUGGACGUGUUUUCCCAGCUCAACCAGAGCUUUGAGAUCAUCAGAAAGCUUGAGUGUCCAGAUCCGCAGAUCGUAGGACACUACAUGAAGCGAUUUGCGAAGACCAUCAGCAACGUGCUUCUGUCCUAUGCUGAUAUCAUCUCAAAGCUCUUUGCCAACUAUGUCACCAUGGAGAAAGUGCCCUGCAUCCUGAUCAACAACAUCCAACAGCUACGAGUUCAGCUGGAGAAGAUGUUUGAAGCCAUGGGGGGGAAAGAUUUGUGUGUGGAGGCCAGCGAUAUCCUGAAAGACCUGCAGGUGAAGCUAAACAAUGUCAUGGAUGAUCUCAGCAGGGUCUUUUCUGUCAGUUUCCAGCCUCACAUAGAGGAGAAUGUGAAGCAGAUGGGAGACAUCUUGGCUCAGGUGAAGGGAACCUCAAAUGUGGGAAAUGCCAGCAGCGUGGCCCAGGAUGCUGACAACGUCCUACAGCCCAUCAUGGAGUUCCUUGACAGCAACCUGACUUUGUUUGCUAAGAUCUGUGAGAAGACUGUGCUGAAACGUGUGCUGAAGGAGCUGUGGAAGCUGGUGAUGAACACCAUGGAGAAGACCAUCGUUCUGCCACCACUCACAGACCAAACGAUGAUUGGGAGGCUGAAGAAUGCUUCUCACAGUGAUGGCACUCAGCUCAUCUUUAACGCUGCCAAGGAGCUGGGACAGCUGUCCAAGCUGAAGGAGCACAUGGUUCGUGAGGAGGCCAAAGCGCUUUCACCUAAGCAGUGCGCUGUGAUAGAGCUGGCUCUGGACACCAUCAAGCAAUAUUUCCAUGCUGGCGGUGUGGGUCUGAAGAAGACUUUCCUGGAGAAGAGUCCUGACCUCCUGUCUCUCCACUACGCCCUGUCGCUCUACACGCAGGCAACAGACAAACUCAUUAAGACCUUUGUCCAGUCACAGAACGCACAAGUGUUCGGCGGGAAGGGGGUGAGGUUCACCACUAGUGAGGAUGUUUACCCAGACAAGGGCUCUGGGGUGGACGAUGCCGUGGGGGAGGUGUCCAUCCACGUGGAGAUUUUCACUCACCCCAACACCGGAGAGCACAAAGUCACAGUAAAAGUGGUGGCUGCCAAUGACCUGAGGUGGCAGACACAGGGAAUAUUCCGGCCAUUUGUGGAGGUCUAUAUCAUCGGCCCUCACCUCAGCGACAAGAAGAGGAAGUAUGCCACCAAGUCGAAGAACAACAGUUGGGCUCCCAAAUACAAUGAAACCUUCACAUUCACCCUGAGUAGCGAGGUGGGUCCUGAGUGCUACGAGCUGCAGGUGUGCGUGAAGGACUACUGCUUUGCGCGAGAGGACCGCACCGUGGGCAUGGCCGUCCUGCAGCUGAAGGACAUGGCCUCCAAAGGCAGCGUCGCCUGCUGGCUGCCGCUGGGUAAACGCAUCCACAUGGACGAGACGGGCCUCACCGUCCUGCGUAUCCUCUCCCAACGCAACAACGACGACGUGGCCAAGGAGUUUGUCAAGCUCAAGUCGGACCAGCGCUCUGCAGAGGAGGGCCGCAGCUAAGAGACACGACAGAAUUUGAAACGACCCGUCUAAAGCUCAAUCAGACAUUGCCACCUACUGCCCUGGACCUCUCCUGAGCCACUGCUAGCCAUUGCCCUGCUGAUCCAGUGUUGUAAAAGCACACAUAAGACAACACCACACAUCCAUCCAGUGCUGUAAAUACAUUCAUUUCAGUGGAAAGAACAUAGUGCUAAACAAAUCAUCAAUCAUUUUUUUUUAAAAAGCACGAGUGUCUUUAGUGUUGCAGGUAUUAUCAGCCAUCCUUUUGAUGAACACAUUCAAUCAUAGAGCAUAAAUCUACUUUCCUCUGUCCGUAGAGGUGAGUCAUGUCAUUCCGUACACACACACACAUCGUGUUAAUGGUUAAGGUGAGAAAUAUCUUGUAGCCUUUAAUAUUUUGGCUUCCUCUGGCCCCUUCCCUGGCCUGCACCGCCUCAGAGAAGGGACCGCAAGUGCCAACAGAUAAUCGCUGAAAUAUGCCAAGACCAGCGCUAAGCACAACAGGACCAACUUUCCAACUGACCCCAUGACAACAACAACACCGGCUGCAAGGCUUCAAACAUUCCAGAUAUCGGGUGGGGAUAAAGCACUAUUUAAUUAAGAUGCUUUUAAUAUUUAUUUACUGCCCUUUUUCAAUUUAUAUUUAAAUAAUUAUAUAUAUCAAAAUAUAUGACAUAUGUAAAGUUAUAUACAGGAUUAUUUGAUGGAUGCGUGGUCCUUAAAAGAUUGUCCGCGUUUGUCUUUAUGUCCGUCUACCCUGUAACAGCACACUGCCUGACACCCUCAAUGCCUUCUGUCGUGUUGACCCUUGUACGGUAUGUCUGCCUCCUAUAUAGUGAUAGUGUGUAGAGAGCUGAAUCUGAUGAAAACACGCCUUCAAGCACUGUGUGAUCCAUCAGAGUACGUGAGUGAGUGAGUGAGUGAGUGAGUGUGUGUGUGUGUGUGUGUGUGUGUGUGUGUGUGUGUGUGUGUGUGUGUGUGUGUGUGUGUGUGUGUGUGUGUGCGUGUGCGUGUGUGUGAGAGAGGGAAUGUGCAAGAGUGAAUGUAUUAUGUAUAUAUGUAUGCGUUUUGAGCACGUGUGGAGCUCAUAACGUGCGAACAUGUUUAUAAGAUGUUCUAAUGUUGACCUCAUGUAGCCGCCCAUGUUGCCUGUUACCUGCAAAUGUAAUCACAGAAAGCCAUCACAAGUAAAGAACAUCACACAGAGGGGGGGUUGUUCAUAUUCAGAUUAGAUUUUGGAGGAUUUUCAAGUGUCUUUUAUUCUUGGGAGGAUGCAAUUUAUAUCUUAUGAUGGGUAUUUCCAUCAUUUUUGUGUUACUGUAAACAUUCCCAACAGACCUGUACUGGGUGUGUGAGAGGUGCAGGAGGAGGAACAACCUGACUGCCACUUCCUUUUCUUAAAAUCAAAACCUGCAUUUAAGGAGCUCAUAAUAAUCUAAGAACCUGAGCAACGUGCACUGAGGUAGUUACCAAACCACACAUGCUGCACCCCAGGGAGAGCAUGAAUCAGUAAUGAUCUACCACCCAUGAUCCCCCAUUGAUCCAGCUGCAGGUGCUGUUGGCCCUGAUCUCUGAUGCCCAGAAGUCAGACCUCUGCUAAAGGGCUGCAGAUCCAGACCAUACCAGGUCUGGCACUGACAUUUAAAAGAGUCCUACAGCUUAUUAGAGAUGUAGUGUGAAGAUUUAGAAGCACAGGGUUUUGAUGCACCCAUUUUAUACUCUGAUAUUAUUUUUUUAUUUUUUUGUCAGUAAUUGUUGGAAUGACAGGAAUUACACACCAAGGCUUCAAAUCACCCUACAGUUAAAUUAAUUUCUUUAAUCUAGAGUCAAUAUCAUGUCAAACUAAAUGUUUUGAUUUGACUGUCCAGCAUGUCUCUUAAUUCAACUUCUAUUUUAAUGAAUGCCCUUUUUUUAUAAGAUUGAUUGGUUUAUUUAUCUCUAACAGGUGUGUGUGUGUGUGUGUGUGUGUGUUUGUUGCAAAAUAAAAAGCAUCCAAGCGAGGAAUGGCCAAGUUAAAUAAUGACAGGGUGUUUUGUUUGUUUUUUUAUAUUUUUGACCCAAAGCAUUUGAUCGUUAAUGGAUAACAUAACAGACCCCCUCUUUUAAACAAGGUGUAAGAACUGAACUCUAUGCAUCUAAUCUAUAAAAGUCUAUGUAGAUCAAUAGUCAUUUUCGAAGCAGUCGCAUAAUGUUUACAUUGUGGAUUAUUCUUACUAUAUCAGAACAAGUGUUUGUCUGAUAUGUUGUACAUGCUGUCUCUAUUGUAAUGGGCCAGAUAUCACAGCUGUAGUAGAGCUGAUUAGAGACUGAAUUGUUUGUGCAGCUUUUCAGUGCUGAGGAAAAUUAAUCAGAGCGAUCAAUUGCUGUUGUUGGGCGUUGUAAAUAGCUCGGAUGUAACAAACACAUGUCAAACUAUGUGAAGUGAAGUUUGCUGCUCUUUUGUAGACUUGAAUUUUUGCUCUGGGUGACUGGGCAGUUGGGGAUUAAGUGUGUGUGGGUGCCCCAUCUAGAUAUGUAGCUAUUAUUGAAAGAUACAAGAAGGCCGUGUACACACUGGAGAUAAAUAACAAGCAAUUUGUACAAAUCUGAUCAUUUAUUAGUCUCAAUCUAAGAGGCAAAAAAAAAUACAUUGCUAGCUUCUGACCUUUACACUGCCAUUAUAGACCGUCAUAUAGACUAUAAAAGGAAAACUAGCCAUCUAAGUAAAGAAAUUCUAAACGUGUUGUCACUCUCUGGUGUGUACAAGGUCUUUUUAUUCAAGGGGACAUCUGCACUGCACCGCGUCUUUUAAUAACUUUUAAAUAGCAGGUACACAACUGUCACAAAGCUGGAAAUGCCACGAAAAAAAUCUUUAUUUAUUGCUGUUGACAAUGAUACAUUAGUCUCCUCCUUCAGAGGCUCAGUUUGCGUGUCGGACUGGGAUGUGGAACAGGAAUGCACACAGAUGUUAAGGACAAGGAUAAAUGUAGAAGCACAAUGAAAAGCACAAAAACAAAGAGCAGACAGACAUGUAUGAUCUGUUGUGUCUGGCUGACCAGGCCGCACAGACAGCUGCACAGCGACUCCGGUCCUGUACUUUCAGAAAAGGUGCAUGAUAGGAUCAAUGAAACAAAAAGAAAUAAUGUAUUGUGCCAGCACGUAUAAUUAUUUGAUGUUAAUUGCCAAUUGUUGUCUCCUUUUAUUUUGAUUGAUUUCAUUUUUGUUUUCUAUUUUUCAAAUGUUUGUGAAUAUAUAAAUAUGCAUUACUGAUGAUGUGUAGUGGUACAAAGUACUAGCAUGAGAAUUUUUUUAUACACAAGAUGUUUCUAAUUUUUUGCGUUUUUUUAAUUCUGGUUGUUCUUAUUGGGGGUUGAGGUGACUGCGACUGCAGUCUCAUUGUGUUUCUGCUUCCAAUAAAAUAUGGGGAAAAAAGCUUAA